CUCGCGAGUCCGACGGAACCGAAUCCACGGAGCCGGACUCAGUCACCCCGAGCGACAUGGCAGGGACGGUCGCGGCUGGCGCGGCGGGCGACGAGACGGUGGCCAAGAUCUUCGAAACCAUGGAAUACGGACCCGCUCCCGAGGAUGCCAAAGUGGCGCAGGCGUGGCUGGAUGACCAUGGCCGCAAGUUUGGCCACUUCAUCAAUAACCAGUGGGUGUGUCCAGAAGGCCGUAAGACAUAUGAGACCAAAGACCCAUGCAAUGACAAGGUUCUGGCCUCAACCAUCCAAGGGACCCAGGAAGAUGUUGACCAGGCCGUAGGUGCAGCCAAGGAAGCAUUUCAGUCGUGGAGUUCCUUAUCUGGCCAUGCAAGGGCUCGUUACCUGUACAGCAUUGCCCGCCAUAUCCAGAAGCAUUCCCGCCUCUUAGCUGUUGUAGAGUCCCUGGACAAUGGCAAGACCAUCCGAGAGACGCGCGAUUGUGAUGUUCCCCUUGUGGUGCGCCAUCUCUACUACCAUGCAGGAUGGGCACAGUUAAUGGACUCCGAGAUGAAGGGGUGGAAGCCCGUUGGUGUGGUUGGUGCAAUCGUCCCAUGGAACUUCCCAGUGAUGUUGUUGGCAUGGAAAGUGUGUCCUGCUUUAGCUAUGGGGAAUACUGUGGUCCUGAAGCCAGCUACAAACACCCGCCUCUCUGCUUUGCUCUUCGCCGAAAUUUGCGCUGAGGCUGGCCUCCCCAAAGGAGUCUUCAAUGUGGUGACAGGAGGAGGAGCCAUGGGAUCCCUCCUUGCCACACACCCCGAUGUUGACAAAGUAGGGUUUACGGGAUCUACGGAGGUCGGCCAGAUUCUUAGAAGAGCUACUGCAGGCACAGGCAAGAAGCUGUCCCUUGAACUUGGUGGCAAGAGCCCUGUCAUUGUGUUUGAAUCAGCUGACCUAGAUUCUGCUGUAGAGGGUGUUGUUGAUGCAAUCUGGUUCAAUCAGGGUCAAGUCUGUUCUGCAGGCUCUCGUCUCCUUGUUCAAGAGCCUGUCUUUGACAAGUUUAUUAAUAAGUUGAAGCGAAGGAUGGAGAAGAUGCGUUUGGGAUCUUCCCUUGAUAAGGGCUUUGACAUGGGGGCCAUUAUUGAUCCUUGCCAGAAGAAAUUUAUUGCAGAAUAUGUUGAAGAGGCUAGAAAAGAAGGAGCUGAGGUGUUCCAAGUAGAGGCACCACCUGGCUGUUUUUACCCACCAACCCUGAUCACCGAUGUUGGCACCACGUCGAAAACUGUUGUGGAAGAGAUCUUUGGUCCCGUGCUAGUUGCUAUGCCCUUUAGAACUGCAAAGGAAGCCAUUGCACUUGCCAACAACACCAUCUAUGGCUUAGGUUCAUCUGUAUUUACAGAACAAAUGACCUUGGCCAUUGAGACAGCCAAGAUGAUAAAGGCUGGUGCUGUGUGGAUCAAUUGCCACAACAUGUUUGAUGCUGCAGCAGGCUUUGGGGGUUAUAAGCAGAGCGGCUACGGCAGAGAUGGAGGGAAGGAGGGACUCUUUGAAUAUGUCAAACCAUCAUGGCAAGGACGCUUGAGCUUUGUCCCGCCUGAGAUUGACCUCAAGAAGUUUGGUGCUUCAUACACAGCAGAUCGUCCGUCUAUCAGCCCAGCCAUGCCAGAGAUUAUUAGUGGAGAUAAAACUCUACCCCUUAUUGAUAAAACGUACAAACUCUACUAUGGUGGAGCCCAAAAACGUCCUGAUGGAAACUACUGUCGUGUCAUCAAAAAUGCUGAAGGAAAAGCCUAUGCUCUUGUCGGUGAAAGUAACAGGAAAGAUGUCCGUAAUGCAGUGGAAGCUGCAGCCAAGGCCCAGCCAGGAUGGGACAAGCGCAGCGGAUUCAACCGUUCGCAGAUCCUCUUCUACUUGGCAGAAAACCUGGAGCAGCGCCGCCAGGAGUUUGUAGACCAUCUCACGGUACUGACUGGGAAGAGCACCACAGAGUCUGAGAAGGAAGUAGAUGCAACCUUGGCCCGUCUCUUCCACUGGGCAGCCUUCUGUGACAAGUAUGGGGGAGCUGUGCAGGAGACACAGCUCUAUGGGACGGUGCUGAGGAUCCAUGAGCCUCUGGGAGUGAUUGGGGUGGCAUGUCCAGAUGAAGCUCCUCUCUUAGGGUUUAUCUCUCUCGUUGCACCAGCUAUUGCCCGGGGGAAUGCUGUGGUUGUCGUUCCCAGUGAGAAGUAUCCCUCUGUUGCUUUGGCUUUGUAUCAGGUGCUGGAAACCUCUGAUGUUCCAGGAGGAGUAAUCAACAUUUUGACUGGGGCCCGGGACCACAUAGCCAAGUAUUUGGCAGAGCAUCAGGAUCUCCAGUCCAUGUGGUAUUUUGGAAGCCUAGAAGGGUCCAAGUUUGUAGAGCACACAUCAGCUGUGAACGUCAAGAGGACUUGGGUCAACUACGGCAUGAAGCGCGACUGGUUUGACUCGGAGCAAGGCCAAGGAGAAGAGUUCCUGUAUCAUGCCAUUCAGGCCAAGAACAUCUGGCUUACUAUGGGUGAUAUCUUUGCAAAUUAGAUGAGGGAGAAGGCAGGAGGGAGAAUCCAUUGUGUUUCUGGGGGGAGGGGGGUAAUUUGAAAUAGUGCCUUAUGGAGAUUUUUUCCAGUAAUUCCUCUAUUGUCAAUAACUCCUUUUUUAUGUUACUUUUACCCUGUUAUUUGUUCCUAUAUUCAGAUCAAGUUCCCAGUGGAUUAAAUGUUUGAAUAAAAAUAGACUUGUUGGUUACAAGUUGAACCCAUUAUUCCAGUCGAUAAACUAGAUAUACUCUUAUACUGUAUUUUAUAUCUUGAAUGUCUUUAUUAUUUUUAUCUAUUUCUGACUAAAAGACAGGAAACAGCAGAACUCCAUGUUUCCACAAGAUAGGCGGGUGAAAAAGAAACUCAAAUUAAUGUAACAAGGAUAAAGUACCAGGUAAAAGGACUGUUUUGUUCUGUAUAAAACAAACCUACUUCAGAAAAAGCAAUUUGAUGUGUGACCCCUUUUACCCUAGGUAAUGAUCAUACCUAAUUAUGGCAAUUACCAUAUAUUAGCCUUUAAUGAUUAAGUUUGAGCAAUUUAACAUGCAGUCAAGAUCAAAUGAAUGAAUAUUUGAUAGAUAUCAGCCAUAUUUUGGAUUAUUGUUAGAAAUUGACUGGAAAGAGCAAAGUAAUAGUGGGAUUCUUUAUUCAGAUUGAAAGAUUUUCAUUUAUCCUUAUAAUGAUAUAAUCAUAAAUUUUAAGCCUGUGAAACUUCUUCUCUUUUUUUGUCAAGGAAAAACUAUUCAGUGAUUGUGCCAUAUUUUGAUAAAAAGAAGACAAAGAAAGGAAAGUUUUGUAUUAGAAAAAAACAUAUGUUAUUUUAGACUUAUUAUAUGUUGGUUAUUUCAUAGUAGUAUAUUAGAAGUAGUAAAUGUAAGAGUAUUAUUAUGUAAAAAGGAACAUUCCAUUGUUUUUUGUUAUUUUCAAAAUGAGAUUCACAAGUAGAUUUAUGAAAUAGAAUUUUGUGUAAUAUAAUUUUUAUAUUUUCUAUGUCAGUAGAGUAUAAUGUGGAUACAAGGCAGACAAAAAUAUUUUUAACACAUUACUGUGAAGACAGCUUAGAACUUGAAUGGUAAUGAAAAGUUAAAAAUGCAAAAGAGAAAAAUCAAAAUUUCCGUGCUUUAAACUUGUUGGUGAGCUAAAUGGCAGUCUUUUCCAUUUGUAAUUUGUUCCUUUUUGUAUGGAAUAGAAAUAGCUAUCACAGUUUACAGUAAGCAAGAAAUGGAGAAUGGAAACCUUUCUCUCUUUAGGAAUAAUUAUUUUGAUAUGGAGAUACUGUCACCUUUUCAAAACAAUUUCAUUCAUUUGUAAAGUGGUUAAAUAAAAGUUAUGGAAGGUUA
This is a messenger RNA of Penaeus monodon (black tiger shrimp), 3873 nucleotides long. Its product is annotated as aldehyde dehydrogenase family 16 member A1-like. The transcript has 15 exons. The record is from RefSeq and is a predicted model, not a curated record. Gene Ontology annotation, molecular function: oxidoreductase activity, acting on the aldehyde or oxo group of donors, NAD or NADP as acceptor. Bases 57 to 2534 code for a protein of 825 amino acids. NCBI's taxonomy places the organism in Eukaryota, Metazoa, Arthropoda, Malacostraca, Decapoda, Penaeidae.